This is a messenger RNA of Venturia canescens, 1412 nucleotides long. RefSeq names its product galactokinase-like. Bases 151 to 1329 code for a protein of 392 amino acids. Gene Ontology annotation, molecular function: galactokinase activity; ATP binding. Gene Ontology annotation, biological process: carbohydrate phosphorylation; galactose metabolic process. Gene Ontology annotation, cellular component: cytosol; cytoplasm. The transcript has 6 exons. The record is from RefSeq and is a predicted model, not a curated record. NCBI's taxonomy places the organism in Eukaryota, Metazoa, Arthropoda, Insecta, Hymenoptera, Ichneumonidae.
CGCGACGAGCCUUGCUUCAGUUGGGGGGAAAAACAUUCAAGUCGAUAAUAAAGGUUUUCUUGCGGAUCUAUUGCAAUUUCGAUUUUCACUCGCUGCCUUCGUGGGCUCGAAGUACUCGAAAGUUUGUUGAAAAAAUCAUAAAUCUUGACCAUGGCUGAGAAAACAAUGGACGUUAACGAUGUUAGAAUAAAGGCUCUGCAAACAUUCGCCCGAGAAUUCGGCGAAAAUGCAACGCUGUGUGCUUGUGCGCCGGGUCGUGUAAAUCUCAUCGGCGAACACACCGACUAUAACGAAGGUUUCGUACUGCCGAUGGCUCUUCCGAUGGUUACCGUCAUAGCUGGCAAACCAAAUGAUCAUAAAAAAUGUACCAUCAUCUCUGUCAGCGGCGCUAUAGCGACGAGUAAAGCGGAGUUCGACGUUAGCAGCCGAGAAGCGGUGAAACCUGGUGAGCCCAAGUGGGCGAAUUACGUCAAAGGAUGCAUUGCGAACUUUCAUUGUCUUCCGUCAGGAUUCGAUGCGGUCGUUGUUUCAACCGUACCCGUUGGCGCUGGUCUCAGCAGUUCAGCCGCGCUCGAAGUCGCAACGUACACUUUUCUCGAAGCUUUGACAGGGAACAGUUCAACGGACCCUCACGAAAAAGCUUUGGUUUGUCAAAAAGCUGAACACGAAUUCGCCGGUGUUCCGUGUGGUAUAAUGGAUCAGUUUAUAUCCGCAAUGGGCCAACAAGGUCACGCCCUUCUCUUGGACUGUCGCGAUUUGUCUACGGUACAAAUACCCAUGGAAAUAGGGAAUAACGUUGUUUUGAUAACAAACUCGAACGCUCCGCACAAGUUGAGCUCGAGCGCGUAUUGCGAGCGACGGGACGCUUGCUACGAAGCGGCUAAAAAACUCGGGAAGAAAAGUUUAAGAGAAGCAACCAUGAACGACGUGGCAGUACUAAAGGCUCAAAAUGCAUCGGAAAUUAUGAUAAAACGGGCCCGUCACGUUAUCAGUGAAAUCGAAAGAACUCAAUUGGCAGCUGCGGCGCUGCAGGCCAGUGACUUCACGAAAUUCGGUGCUUUGAUGAAUCAAAGUCACGAUUCGCUGCGCGACGAUUACGAAGUGUCUUCGAAAGAGCUCGACGCGUUGGUAUCGACAGCACGAGAAGUCGACGGAGUUCUGGGCAGUCGAUUAACCGGCGCUGGCUUCGGCGGAUGCACCGUAACUUUACUUCGAGAAGAUUCUGUCGACGUUGUCAUCCAACGAAUUAAAGAAAAAUAUCCCGGAAACCCCAGUUUUUAUAUUGCAAAACCUGCAAACGGAGCUCGACGAUUGGAUAUUAAUACGUAAAGAUCGAAAUACCCGCAAUUAUAUAAAUUUGAAUGUUAAGAAAAUUCAAGUUGAAUCUGAAAUGUACCCGAUUCCAUUGAAAA